Spea bombifrons (plains spadefoot toad) is the source of this 2384-nucleotide messenger RNA. It is a transcript of the gene ARL4C, whose product is annotated as ADP ribosylation factor like GTPase 4C. NCBI's taxonomy places the organism in Eukaryota, Metazoa, Chordata, Amphibia, Anura, Pelobatidae. Bases 441 to 1022 code for a protein of 193 amino acids. The record is from RefSeq and is a predicted model, not a curated record. Gene Ontology annotation, biological process: endocytic recycling; intracellular protein transport. The transcript has a single exon. Gene Ontology annotation, molecular function: GTPase activity; GTP binding. Gene Ontology annotation, cellular component: cytoplasm.
UGGGGAUGCAGAUUCAUUAUCAUGCAAAGAGCUGGAGGAGGGAGAGAUUGGAGGUAAAGAGGAAAAAGAGCAGACGUGGAGGAAGAGGGGGCUCUGGAUGUGCUAGGUACCCCCACCUCUAACACAGAGGAUUCCACCGAACAUGGACCCCUGAAACACUGGGUGAUCUUUUCUGGAGAGAGCCUGCAGAUGAGAGGACAUGUACUGUGCUUCCAGACACCUUGGGUGAGGCUGCAGGGGAGGGCGAGCAGGCACAUUGGUGGAGAUAGCCGUGCUGUGCUAGGGAUUUCUUCUCCAGUGCAGGGAUUCUCCCUCCCUACCCUCCUAUAGUGAGAAUCCUCAUCGCCCGCGCUGACUGGACAUGCACGGGGUGAACAUCCUUGGAGGGCAUCGCAUGCAGGUCACGCGUUUGUUUUGUUACAAUUGCUAAAGCACUCAAAAUGGGGAAUAUUUCCUCCAACAUUUCUUCCUUCCAGUCCUUACACAUUGUUAUGCUCGGACUAGACUCUGCAGGGAAGACCACUGUCCUUUAUCGGCUCAAGUUUAAUGAGUUUGUUAACACUGUGCCCACCAUUGGCUUCAACACAGAAAGAAUUCGGUUGAGCAAUGGAGCAGCAAAGGGAAUCAGCUGCCACUUCUGGGAUGUGGGGGGGCAAGAGAAGCUGCGUCCACUCUGGAAGUCGUACAGCAGAUGCACUGAUGGCAUCAUUUAUGUGGUGGACUCCGUGGAUGCAGAUCGACUGGAGGAAGCCAAAACGGAACUACAUAAGGUGACCAAGUUUGCAGAGAACCAAGGGACCCCUCUUCUGGUCAUUGCCAACAAACAGGACUUGCCCAAGUCUUUGGCGGUGGUUGAGAUUGAGAGGCAGUUGGCACUACAAGAACUGAGUCCAUCCACUCCAUACCACGUUCAGCCGGCUUGUGCUAUAAUUGGUGAAGGACUUACAGAAGGCAUGGACAAGUUAUAUGAAAUGAUACUAAAAAGGAGGAAGACCCUCAAGCAGAAGAAGAAGCAGCGAUAACAUUGGAAACGGAAAGGGCUUCAUGAGAUGCCUACCAAAGAUGCCAGUGUUACCUGCCCACCUCAUGUUGGUCAGCAAGUUCUUGUAAUGGUUUUGCUCUUGCUGGACACUUUUUUCGGGAUCUACAAAGGACAAACUCCUUGCGAUUUGGGACAAGGGGUGCUAUUUUCAUUAGUGGAGUGGAAUUUACGCUGUGCAGGGCAGGACCCUGCCAUUCAAUCCCCUCCAUACUGAAGGAGAUACAGUCUAGUCAUUGCAGAGCAAUAUGUGGCCUAAUCCUCCAUCACCGCAAGUCUUUAUUCUAUGUCUAAGAACUAUUUAAAUAAAGAUGGAAUGUUAUAAAUUUAAUUGGAUCACACAUUUAUGUAGCAGAAGACACAUUGUACACUGUGUAUUUGCUCUCCCGCCAAGAUAAUGCAACUUGAAGAUUUUCGCUGUACAAUGGUGGUCCUUUCCAUGUGGACGUACCCUCACAUCACUAAGGGAAAUUUAUUUUUAUUUGCAAUGUGGCUUCCCGAUCCGAACUAAUUACAGUCUUUCUGACAGCUGUGCCUGGUGUCCAUUUUCCUUUCCUGCUAAUUUCUGCACUGUGUCUUUCCAUCCCCCUCCAUCACGAGUUAAAUAUUCAUAACCACAGCUUACAUGUAUUACUCAUUCCCUGCCAGAUGUGUUUGCAGUCUAUCGCACUGCAAGUCUGUCUCACAGAGGAUAGGUCAUCUUGGGCUGUGGUUGAGGGGAUGUCCGUCAUGAAUUUUGUUUCUGCAUGGGAUUAAUUGUAAGAAUUUUAAUACUGGUUGUUGCUUCUAGCUGUCUCAUUAUUUGCAAUCCAUACUAAAUAUGAAUGUUGCAUUCUGAUAAUUCUGUCUUGUACUGUCUGCGUUUAUUCCCUUGUUACAUCUGUGACUUCAACUAUAGGAGAAUCAUGGGAAUGGCAACCUCCAUCAUUCCGCUUAAAAUGACUAUAACUCUCAUGAUGAUUAGGUAAAGCAUGGUGGGAUUUUUAGUCCAUAACAACUGGAAUGCUGUUUUUUUUUUACCUGCCGGUUACUGGGAGGGCUGGGAAGGCCCAGCAUGGAACUGUUUGUUCUAUUGAGCUGCUUUGUCUGGGCUGAGCCAUUGACUCUCCUCGGCCUCAUGUUAUAUAUGAAUGUAUUCCGUUCAGUUGGGAGGUGUCGGUGGUUCGAUGUGCUCAUGCUCCGCUCGGUAAGGCAGUGUCAGCAGUCUUUCUGCUGUGUCCCUUAUGUCCAGGCACAGUCAUGGAAGACAGCGUCAGUGGUCUAUCUGCUGUGUUUCCAUGUCCGUGUGUCCAGCUGCAUUUUACACUGGUGUUAAAGAAAUAAAAAAAAACAUUUUCUAAACCAA